AUGCCUGCGAAGCGAAAGCAUUCGGGCAAUGCGCUCGACCAAGACAACGACAGUCGGCGUAAGAGGUCUUACGCCUAUCUAAAGCCCCAAGUACGGCAUAUAUCAGAGAGAACGAUCAAGUCCAAAUGGUCGACGCUCCCAGAACCAAUGCAGGACAAGAUCCGUGAUAUGCUACAAGCCCUCGAACGUCCUGUCAUCGUCCGGCAACAGAAUGAGCGGAAACGCUACGAGGCACAGGCAGCUGUUCAGGCUGUUGUGAAGAAUCUUGGAAAGCGACUGCCUCGAAUGCCUUUUCCUCCGAUGACGAAAGACUCAGUAUUCGAGUACGAAGCGGCGCUUAAGGAACAUAGCGCGCUAGAAGCUUCUCUGUCUACAAUGAAUGACAGCAUCGUUCUGUUGAACAAUGAGAUUGCAAAGGAGGAGGCGUUUCUUGCCAAGGAAACGAAGCAGUUGCAGGAGAUGGAGAAAAAUGCUAAGCGCGCAGAGGCAGAGCGGAGGAGGCUGAUGAAAAAUGAACAUCCCGCUCUGCGACAGCUCCGAGAUGUUCGCGAACAACAAAUUGAGGCUCCGUCUGGAUUCAAUUUGUCCCAUGCGAAGGGGUCCCAGCUAGACUUCAGUGAACUCGAGGCCGACCCAGAGGCCUCCAGUCUCCUAAAGCAGUUGAACAACCACCUGAAAUCAAUGCAGAGCAAUAUUGCACCUCUUACUGGACUUAAGGACGCUAUUGACCGGUCUCAGACAGCUCUAAGUCUUGCAACCUUGCCCGAUGACUGAGCCAUGCCUUUAGCGAUUUCAAAGAAGCGCCUAGGACAUUCUCAUGAAAUUAGGCCUCUGCCGACUACGACUGUACUUGCACCCGACUAUUAGAAGGGUACGCAAAGGCGAAAAUGUCCACUGUCCCAGUGCUAGGUCGCCAAAGGAUCUAGGCAGCUUGAUCUUCAGUUGCGAGGUGCAGUGAACUUUGUACAACAGCUGGCUACGCACAGAAACCACACCCUUGCAAAGGUACCUGACGCGUAGGGGUACACUAUGAUGA
Aspergillus nidulans FGSC A4 is the source of this 1036-nucleotide messenger RNA. RefSeq lists its product as uncharacterized. NCBI's taxonomy places the organism in Eukaryota, Fungi, Ascomycota, Eurotiomycetes, Eurotiales, Aspergillaceae. The transcript is spliced from 5 exons. The record is from RefSeq and is a predicted model, not a curated record. The coding region runs from base 1 to 774 and encodes 257 amino acids.